Papilio xuthus (Asian swallowtail) is the source of this 2605-nucleotide messenger RNA. Its product is annotated as solute carrier family 28 member 3. The record is from RefSeq and is a predicted model, not a curated record. Gene Ontology annotation, biological process: nucleoside transmembrane transport. The coding region runs from base 236 to 2011 and encodes 591 amino acids. Gene Ontology annotation, molecular function: nucleoside:sodium symporter activity. Gene Ontology annotation, cellular component: plasma membrane. NCBI's taxonomy places the organism in Eukaryota, Metazoa, Arthropoda, Insecta, Lepidoptera, Papilionidae. The transcript has 17 exons.
UCAAAGCGAAUGGACGUUACGAAUUCGCGCAAUUCUUACAACGUGUGAAGUUGUUAUAUAUCAAAUUAAGUACUUAUUUCUUGAAAUACAAAACAAAUAUUGUGAUGGAAAAUUUAUGAUUUUAUUAAACAUUAAAAGAUAAAAUGUUUUGUGAGCGAUUGAAAACUGAAAAAUCUAUUACAAAAACCGAUUUGACAAGCUGAUGAUUAUUUAAAAGUUCAAACAAAUAAGAAAAAUGAAUACAAACGGAACAACACAAACUAGGAGUAAUGGUACAGCAGAUGGAACCUUCGUGGAAAUGGAUGAAAUGCAGAAAAAGGAGGAAGCAGACCCUAAUGGAGAGAUAGUCCAUGAGAAGUUGGAGUAUGAGCCGAGCGGUUGGUUCGAGCUGACGCUGAACAAAGCAGGCAGCUCCACUGAGGACUUCCUAAAGAAGAACAGCUCUGCUAUGAAGACGAUAGCCGUCUUUGUGUUAAAUGGCCUUGUUAUUGGGUUCUUUUUCGGAUGUCUAUAUUACUGGAUGAAUCAUAGUAACAAGCCUUUAGAACUUUGCCAUGGAUUCGGAAGUCUGAUAGCCUUCCUCAGUAUAGUUUACUUCUUCGUGAUUUACUUCCUCGUGGUGAAGAGGUACUUCGGCGAGUGGUUCGAGAAGACAGUAUGGAUAAGAAUCGAGACGAUAGCUCAUUGUCUUUGGAAAAAGAUAUGGUUCCGCUGGUGUUUCUCUGUGGGCGUCCUGGCUGCGAUUGCCGUGUUCCUCUACUUCGAUACGAGAGACGCGCCUGAAAGACUGAUCUCAUUACUUGGCCUCAUUGUUCUAUUACUAUUAGGUUUUGUAUUCUCUGCCCACCCCGGGCGCAUCAAAUGGCGCACGGUUAGCAUGGGCCUGCUGAUACAGUUUAUAUUCGGCCUGAUCUUCAUCAGGUGGGACUCCGGCAGGCUCGCUCUGCAGUGCUUCUCUGAUAAGGUGGCCACUUUCCUGUCGUACGGUGUAGAAGGCGCUGCGUUCGUGUUCGGUGACCUUUUAGUCAGGACUGAAGGAGUCUUUGCUUUCAGCACGCUGCCAGUGAUCUUCUUCUUCAGCAUGCUGGUGGAAGUGUUGUUCUUCUGGGGUGCGCUGCAGUGGUUUUGCCUGCGGCUGGGGCACGUGCUGCGCUCCCUCACCUCCACCACAGUCUGCGAGAGCGUAAUUUCCGUCGCUAACGUCUUUCUUGGACAGUCGGAGUCGGUGUUGAUAAUCAAGCCGUACCUUGCGCUGCUCACCCCCUCCGAGAUACACGUCGUGAUGUCUUCAGGCUUCGCAACGGUAUCGGGUACAAUCCUAGCAGCAUACAUAGCAUUUGGCGCGGAGCCGGCGCACCUGGUGACAGCGAGCGUGAUGUCCGCGCCCGCCGCGCUCUGCUACGCCAAGCUCAUGUUGCCGGAGACGCGUCGCAGCCGCACCGCCGUACACAACCUGCAGCCCGUUGAAAUUGAGGACCAAUCCGCACUAUCAGCUGCGACGCGAGGUGCGACCAAUGGCGUGGCUCUGAUCAUGAACAUCAUCGCUAACUUGGUGGCCUUCGUUGCGGUGAUCGCCUUCCUGAACGGCGUGCUCGGCUACUGCGGCGGUCUGCUCGGCAACCCUGACAUCAACCUCGAAUGGAUUUUCGGCAAGAUCUUUAUACCGCUCUGCUGGCUCAUGGGCGUGCCGUGGGAGGAAUGCGAGCACGUCGGCACACUUGUGGGCCUCAAGACAGUGGUCAACGAGUUUGUCGCCUACCAGCGUAUGGGCGAGAUGAAGAAUCAAGGCUUGUUAUCGUCUCGAGGCGAGCUGAUAGCGACAUACGCGCUGUGCGGGUUCACCAACCCGGCAUCUGCAGGCAUCAUGAUUGGUGCCAUCUCCGCCAUGGCGCCCGCACAGCGAGAGACACUCUCCAGUGUGGCAGUGCGAGCGUUUUUCACCGGUUGCGGAAUCUGCUUUAUGACGGCUUGCAUUGCGGGUCUGCUGAUGCCGGAAGGAUCAUUCGGUUAAACCUACAAAAUAGCUAAUGACUGUUUUAUAAUUUCUACAAACUCCCACUCGACGCGUGAGAUCGCCAACAGCAAAAUAAAUUGUAACGCAAUGGAAGCCACUUUUCAAAUCUCCCUCUUCUCUACACUCGCCGUCAAAAACUUAUACCCUAUUAACAUAAUCCUUUCUAUAUCAAAAAUGUAUGUGAAACCAAAUGUAUAUAAUAUAUUAAAUGGUAAUAUAUGCACCUAUAAAAUAUCGUAUCACUUACCAGUAAAAUAACUAACAGUGGUUAAAAGAUAAAAUAACAAAUUCAAGCCAAUAUAACACGCAUUCAUUGCCAUAUAAAAUAUUAUUCAUAAGCCGAAUAUAUAUCAAAUAAAAUUGUGCUUUUUAUUAAAAUGUAAUAGAUUUUCAAUAACAAAAUUGUAGAACUUACAACAUUACAAAUUGUGCAAUAAAAACAACUAUUUUUAAUUUAUUAUGAAAUAAAGUGUACAUAAAUAUUUUGACUUCAGAAACCCCAAGUAUUAAGGGUAGGUUUCAACUUAAAAUACCCCAAUUUAACAUUGUUACGUUAUACGUCUGCAUAUAAUAAUAAUUGCAACGUUAUAU